ACUCUCAGUCGUAAUUGAGCAACGUGACGUGCAUAACGCUGUGGAAAUUGUUAGCCAAGAUGUUGAACAAGUAUUAUAUUUUGACCUGUAUGGCGCUGCUGGAGCUCGCCCAGGCGCAGCGUCCCUCCUUUGCGGGAUCUCGCCCGCCAGACGGCCUCAACCAGAAGGAUAAAUAUCAAGGCACCAAGAAUACCGCCGUGGAGAACAACGCAGGCGUAGCGAUUGCCUCUAGAUUUGGCGAAGACACAGUUCCUCAGCAGUCGCAAAUUGUUACCCUAGCCUACGGAGCAGUACAAAAGCCGCCUAUGGGUGUGCCACUAGUUUUCCCCAUUAGCAACAGUGCUGAGCCAACCUCAGUGGUAAAUCGCUUUGCUGAACCAGAACCAGCAGCACCAACGUCAACUAUUGCAUCAGGAUCAGCUUCCACACCGAGUGUCAUCUUUAGCAGCAGUUCGAGCAGUAAUGUAAAUCCCAUGCCUAGUGGCAAUGCGCUGCCCAUCGACGCACAUGGUGAUCGGAAUCUUGUAAAUCAUAUAAGCCAACUGCCGGCGGAUAACCAACCAUUCUGGUUUCUCAACUAUCAGGCUAUUGAGGCACUAAGGAACAACUCGAAGCCAAAUGUGGGCGCACUCGAAACACGGGGAUCUUUCUUUGCCGGCUAAUCAGCAUACACAUACAUACAUAUUAAGCAUUCAAGUUUUUUUUUAAGUUACUAUACAACAAACACAUAUAUUUAGUAGAUGUUUAUCAGCGAAAAUACUACUAUACAUCAGCGGGUAUGUACCCGCAUAUUACAUAUAUUCAUUGAUAUUGACGCGAAAAUCACGAAUUCGGAAAUACCAAAGUCACAAGCAAUUAAAUGUUAAUUUUCUUAAUAUAAUGAGAUUGCAGUUGUGGUUUCA
Molecule: messenger RNA, 902 nt
Organism: Drosophila busckii
Lineage: Eukaryota; Metazoa; Arthropoda; Insecta; Diptera; Drosophilidae
Exons: 1
Coding region: 60-662 (200 amino acids)
Source: RefSeq, a predicted model, not a curated record